This is a messenger RNA of Sceloporus undulatus (fence lizard), 2061 nucleotides long. It is a transcript of the gene C6H2orf68, whose product is annotated as chromosome 6 C2orf68 homolog. Bases 621 to 1106 code for a protein of 161 amino acids. The record is from RefSeq and is a predicted model, not a curated record. NCBI's taxonomy places the organism in Eukaryota, Metazoa, Chordata, Lepidosauria, Squamata, Phrynosomatidae. The transcript has 4 exons.
AUUAGAGUAGCCCCAUUGAACCAAUUAGAUUGUUACCUACGUGAAACUAACUUACUGUGACUGGAAUAAACAGGACUGCCAUCCCAGAAUCCCCCGGUGGGCCUCUCUGCUUAGAAUCAACCAACAAGACUCAAGUCUUUGCUGUCCUUUUUUGUGACUGCCACUCCCACAGCGCUGGGGGAUUCUGGGAGUUGUAGUUCCCCCAAACCUUAGCUCCUGUUGCAUAUAGACAUAGUAAUGAGGCUGCUUCCCGUUUCUUCUGUGUCUGUGGAAGAGGGACAGCAAAGAAAGUGGGUGGAAGGGAGCCAUUCUAAGUAGGAGGAAAGGCUCCUCCUAGGCUGCCUCCACACCGCGGAAGUAACCCGCUUCAGGUGCCCUGCUGGCUCCAUGCCAUGGACUUCUGGGGACUGUAGUCUAAUCUAGGGAAGGCAAUGGUGAGGCAUGAUGAGCAUGGGGUUCUGGGCCAGUUGCAUGGUGAGGCCCAAGGGAGGAGGAGGAGGAGGACUGCGGCUCCCAGAGUCCCCCCGCCGGCUUAGCCUGGGACUAGCCGCAGCCCUGCUCCUCCUCCUCCUCCUCCUCGCAGUCCCCUCCUCUUCCUUCUCUGCUGGGGCUGGACUUCCAUGGCCUCUGGAGCAGCCGAGAGAAGCCGGGGGAGGCCUGGGGGGCGGCUGGACAUGAGCCACGGCUUCGUCCGCCACAUACGGCGCAACCAGAUCGCCAGGGACGAUUACGACAGGGAAAUGAAGCAGGCCAAGGAAAAGGUGAAGAAGAGGCACACACCGGCCCCGGCUCGGCCCAGGAAGCCAGACCUGCAGGUCUAUCAUCCCUGCCGGAGGGGUAAAGCUGAAGCCUCACCUGGCUUGGAGUAUGAGGGAUCUAGCGAGAGCAGCUCCAGUACAGAUCCGGAUGUCAACGGUCCGGCCCUUUUCUGCCUGGAGUACGAAGCUGACAGCGGCGAGAUCACCUCCGUUGUCGUACACCAGGACCAUGACCCGGAGGAAGUGGUCGAGAAGGUCAGUGCCCAGAACCAGCUGGAGCCAGCUCUGCGGGAGGCCCUCAGGCGGCGGGUGCAGGAGGAGUUGGAGAAGCGGCGGGUGACACGCUGAAUGCCUCGCAGGGCUGGCCUGGGCUCUUUCACCGAACUGGGAGACGCUUUCUGGGGAACUUGUCCCUUGGUGGUUUGGCCUGGAAGCCUUGGGAAGGUCCAGGUAUUAGCUGAACCUUGCUCUUGGUGUGGGGCAGGAUGCCUCUCUCUGGCUCCCGCCUGCCUGUCCUCCUUCCCUGAAGUGGCUGCAGAACCAGUGAUUGUGUCUGAAAGGAGGAUUAGAAGGGAGCGUGGGGACAGGAGCAAAGUCUCCUUGGGAAGGGUUGAGGGUCUCCUUGAGAAGGACAUAGUCCUGGGGAAGGAAAGCUCUCUUGCUAGCAGGUGGACUAGUGUCCCUUAGCUUGUCUUGGCUGUGGUGCUGUAGGGCCACCCCAAGUGGAUGGUCUUAUUUGGAGCACUGACCAAAAUAACGGGGUGGCCCUGGAUGGUGGGGUUGAGGACAGGGAAGAGUCUGUUGGUGGUCAUCUGCUGGACCCUGCAGGGCAAACCAAGGUUGUCCAAGGUUGAUGAGCUUUGAAAGGCACACACCUUUCCACACCAUCUCAUCUUUCUACACCAGAUCAUCCAGUUUGAUCUCUCUCUCUCUCUCUCUCACACACACACACACACACACACACACUAAUAAAGCUGCACAGAUUGGCUUGGAUCUCAUGUGAAAGAACUGGGCUUUGGUGAGGGUCUUUUGGAAGCUAGGGAAGCUCUUGCAUUGCAUGCCCCUCACUCACCUUUUAAAAGCAUGGCACAUGAUUGUAAAUACAUGGAACGUGCUGUUUGCUCUGAUGAGUUCUUCACUGAAGCCAAAAACAGCUUCCUUGAAUUUGCUGUCUGCAUUUUCUCCUCUCUGUGACUCUUCCUGUGGAAAAUACACGUUUUUUUCUCGCUGCCUGUUCUUCUUGGUGCAAUCCUUGUACACUGUAAUUAUAAUGGCAUUCAUUAAAAGCAUUCAGACUGCAAAA